AUGGGUCAACUCAUUGUUAUCUCCACCAAAAUUGAUUUCUCUUUGAAAGAAAGUAUAGGUGACUACAAGUUCAAAUACAUUCGUCAUCCAGAAUCCUAUCGUGCUACUCUAAUUCAAAUUUCAAACGAUGCUUGGGAAGCAUUCCUCAAGGCACAUAGUUCAAUGAACACGAUUCAACUGUACAUGGCACUAAUUCCGGGACAUAUGAAGACAUCCUUCCGGAUUUUAGUAAAAUCUUCACCAAGACUUCUAGAAAGACUCUUAACACCGUCAUUAAAAAGCAUUGAUAUGAUCGGAAAGGAAUGUUCUAAAUUGGCCUCUGCCACUCACGAGGCAUUUGUAAAUGUUAUGCAGCUCUUGGGUGAAGUUAUUGAAGUUACAGCUCUAACGCAAGGUUUUCACCUACAAAGAUUGAGAGAAGUUGAAAUGGAACUCAAUGUUUCACGUGCAGCGCAACAAUAUCAAGAACAAAUUAUUCAAACUGUUAAAAAGCACUACGACCAAGCAGUGGAAGCUGUUAGAAGCGCACAGGCUGCUUACACACAAGCUUUAGGAGAUCUGCCAACUGGAUGGGAUAAAAUCCUACAGAAUUUCGUACAAGCCGUUGUUGAUGUGAUUGAUGAUGUUGUACCAAUACUCGUAGGGGCAGCCGUCGGAGGAUCAGCUGGCGCAGCUGGAGCAGCUGGAGCAUCUAUCGGUGCUGGCAUUGGUAACAUUGGUGGCAGUAGGGGCGGUGGGAGUGUUGGUGGUGGACUUCAAACAGCAACAAAUUUAGAUGACAAAAUUAUUUCAAGCCAAUCACUAUCAAUUGCAAACAUGCUAUUAGAUCAGGCAAAUACAAUGUUGAACAGUGUUACACAAAAUGUUAACACAAGUAGACAAGCUCUCACAAAAGAUUUUGAUUUCUAUAGAAUUGGUUUCAAUCAAAUGAAGAAUUUGCUUAAAACUGUCAAAGGUGGCAAUGAAAUUACAAAAACAAUUGGCGAUAUCUUACAAUCAAUCAUAGAUGUAACAAAUUUGAAAAAUGUUGAGGAAAUUAAAGGCCAGCUAACGAGUGUGAUUGGGAAAUUGAAACCAUUUGUAGCUGCCAAAUCAAUGGACUCCACUAAGGUUGAUGCACCAGACACAAUGCAACAACUACAACAGCCUUCGUCAAAUUCUGGCAAUUAUGAUAAUGAAAAAUUCAAAGUCACCGUCACACUACAGCGCCUUCAACAAGCUGAACGACGUCAAGAUGCAAUUUUUCAACAAAUGUUUGAACAACAGGAUAAAAUGAAGGCAUUGAUGGUUAAAAUUGCACAAAUUGAUAUGACGAAAAUCACCUUUGAGCAGAUUAUCGAACUUUUACGUGAAGCCAUCCUGUUACUGGGUAACAUUCGAGUUCAGUGGGGACGUUUAGUUCAAUUUUUCUCCGAAAUCUCUAUCCGCAGUCAGAUCGCUGCAAAUGAAACACUGGUACCUUUUGCUGAUCGUGUGAAAGAAUUGUCGUCGCUUAGCGAUCUAACGGAAGCUGAACGAACAUUCUACAUUGAUUUACUCAAAGGACAAGCAGUUGACAUCCAUCGGCAAACCUAUAUUCUCUAUGUAAUGUCUCGAACCUACGUUGAUAUCUCAAAUGAAUUCAUGAUGGACAAACUGAGUGGAUUGGCAAAGAUGCUUGGAAUGCAAACGGAUACGGAACGAGAACAAGCCGUGAAGCAACUGCUAAAAGACACAGAGGAAGCACAAAACAAAGUACAAGCUUUGGCUGACGAACGGAAAAAGACAUUUGAAGAAAGAGUAUUGAAACGACAAAAUGAAUUAGAGAAAUAUAUUGACUAUCUUGGUGGUAAAACACAAGAUGAUUUAGAUGCAGUCAAGAAUGGAACAGAACUAUUAGAACUCUUCUAG
This is a messenger RNA of Rotaria sp. Silwood2, 1890 nucleotides long. Lineage: Eukaryota; Metazoa; Rotifera; Eurotatoria; Philodinida; Philodinidae. The record is from the annotation of a GenBank genome assembly.